Messenger RNA from Capra hircus (goat), 7118 nucleotides. It is a transcript of the gene CAMK1D, whose product is annotated as calcium/calmodulin dependent protein kinase ID. Bases 394 to 1551 code for a protein of 385 amino acids. The record is from RefSeq and is a predicted model, not a curated record. Gene Ontology annotation, biological process: peptidyl-serine phosphorylation. Gene Ontology annotation, molecular function: ATP binding; calcium/calmodulin-dependent protein kinase activity; calmodulin binding. Lineage: Eukaryota; Metazoa; Chordata; Mammalia; Artiodactyla; Bovidae. Gene Ontology annotation, cellular component: intracellular anatomical structure. The transcript has 11 exons.
CAGGGCGGGCGGCGGGGAGGGAGGAGAAGGGAGGCAAGAAAGUAGCAGAAAGUGAGGCUGGCAGCCGGCAGCAAAGGAGCCGGGCGAGCGGCGGCAGGAAGUCUGUGCCCGAGACGCGCAGAAAUAAGAGCCAGGGAGGGACCGCGGCGGCGAGAGUGAAAGAGGAAACUGCAGAAGAGGAAGCUCUGCCGCAGCACAAAGUCUCCUCGGCUCCCGCGCCGAGCAUCCCCGCACCGCCCGCCCAGCCCUCCUGGACCGGCGCGCCGCCGCCCGCGCCUCCGCUGCACUCGCGCCACCGCCCCCCGGCGCCCCCUCCUCGCGCUCCCACCCCGGCCCCCUGCGCCCCUGGCCGCUCUGCUUCGCCGCCCUCCGCGCACGCCGCCCUCAUCUGCCAUGGCCCGGGAGAACGGCGAGAGCAGCUCCUCCUGGAAAAAGCAAGCUGAAGACAUCAAGAAAAUCUUCGAGUUCAAGGAGACCCUCGGAACUGGGGCAUUUUCAGAAGUGGUCUUAGCUGAAGAGAAGGCAACUGGAAAACUCUUUGCGGUCAAGUGUAUUCCCAAGAAGGCGCUGAAGGGCAAAGAAAGCAGCAUUGAGAAUGAGAUCGCCGUCCUGAGAAGGAUUAAGCAUGAGAACAUCGUGGCCCUGGAAGACAUCUAUGAAAGCCCAAAUCACUUGUACUUGGUCAUGCAGCUUGUAUCUGGUGGAGAGCUGUUUGACCGGAUAGUGGAGAAAGGAUUUUACACAGAGAAAGACGCUAGCACUCUGAUCCGCCAGGUCUUGGAUGCGGUCUACUAUCUCCAUAGAAUGGGUAUUGUCCACAGAGACCUCAAGCCUGAGAACCUGUUGUACUACAGCCAAGAUGAGGAGUCCAAAAUCAUGAUCAGUGACUUUGGAUUGUCCAAAAUGGAAGGCAAAGGAGACGUGAUGUCCACAGCGUGUGGGACCCCAGGCUAUGUCGCUCCUGAAGUCCUCGCCCAGAAGCCCUACAGCAAAGCCGUCGACUGCUGGUCCAUCGGGGUGAUCGCCUACAUCUUGCUCUGCGGCUACCCUCCUUUCUACGACGAAAAUGACUCCAAGCUCUUUGAGCAGAUCCUCAAGGCGGAAUAUGAGUUCGACUCCCCCUACUGGGAUGACAUCUCCGACUCCGCAAAAGACUUCAUUCGGAACCUGAUGGAGAAAGAUCCGAAUAAAAGAUACACCUGCGAGCAGGCAGCUCGGCACCCAUGGAUCGCUGGUGACACAGCCCUCAGCAAAAACAUCCACGAGUCGGUCAGCGCCCAGAUCCGAAAGAACUUCGCCAAAAGCAAGUGGAGACAAGCGUUUAAUGCCACGGCCGUCGUGAGACAUAUGAGAAAACUACAUCUUGGCAGCAGCCUGGACAGUUCAAAUGCAAGUGUUUCGAGCAGCCUCAGUCUGGCCAGCCAAAAAGAUUGUCUGACACCCUCCACGCUCUGUAGUUUCAUGUCCUCUUCGUCCGGGGUCUCAGGAGUGGGAGCGGAUCGGAGACCGAGGCCCACCACUGUGACGACAGUGCACUCUGGAAGCAAGUGACUGGCCCCGGAGGUGGGGCCCGGGGGGCCAGGCCAGGGAAGGGGGCCCCCGGGGGUCACCAGCGCCACCAGCCACUCCAGAGCGAUCCCACCUUGCAUGGUGCGCCUCCCUGCACAGGACUGGAAGACAGCAGUUUUUUUAUGGCCAUAUUUUAUACUGCAAUUCUGAAGUGUUCAUUUCUCACAAACUGUACUGACUCAAGGGAGCUGACUUAAUAGGAUUUGGUGCUGUACAUAUGAAUCUCGCAAAGCUCUAACAGAACGGACUUUCUCAGUUCCUCUCCCCAAGCCCUGUCGUUCCCGCUCUUCUCAGUAGAGGUAACCGUCUAUGUUGUAUUUUUUCAUUCAUGACAAAAAAAAGGUUUCAACUGGAUUAUUUAAGUAUUGGUAAAUAUUGUGCAUUAGGGUUUGUUUUUCUUUUUUUUUUUUCCUUUUAAGAAAUGUGUCCUUUCAAGCUAUACUUCUUAUUUCCAUGACCUGUAUCUUUUGCUUGUCAGGAGUAGAAUUUUAUGUUAACCUUUAAGAGAUUUUUUUUUUCCUUCAAAGGGAAUUUAAAAGUAUUUUUUAAAAUUCUGAUAGAGGAUUGCUCGAGAAUCUGUCUCCAAGGUGAAGAGUGCACUUUACUUCAGUUCCUUCUCCUUGCCUCCCUUUCUUCCUUGGAGGGGCAGUUCUCUGAGAAGAUAACUCACCUUUCCUGCAGGCCUGUUUCCUCCCUGGGAGUUGGGGAGCCCCUGGGAGGGCACCUGCAGAAAACCUUGCCUGGCAGCUCCUCUAGCGAAGCCCUCUCCAAAUCGAGACCCUGGGGCUUCUGGCCAUCGGCGGUCAGAAACGAAGCCGCCUGCUCCCCCAAGGUGAAAGGCUAGACUUGUGAUGAAGGAGAUGACCCCUCUCCCCCAGCAAAAAUUUCAGAGCCUCCCGCACAGAAAGAGCAAGAUGCCAUUUUAUUUGGAGCAAAUUUCUCACACAGCUCUCCUUUCUCAUGAGGAGGGUGGCAUGUGAAAGCCCAGCUAUGCAGUUUAAAAUUGAUCUGUUUUUUAAAAAUGCAUUUCUAAUCUUACAACUGCAAACAGCCUCCAGCUCACACCAGUUGUUUCUGCAAGUGUUUACGCUGUUCUUAGAGGGUGAGGAUCCGGAGAAGGGAAGAGAGGGCAAUGACCUUGGAAAAGACCCCAUUGAUGUGAGGUGGUGAGGAGAGGUGACCUGCCCGGCCAGUGGGACGCUGAACACUGCAGUGAGAACCAGAGACCACCCUAGCCAGGCCCAGCUGGCAUGCAAAGCCAUCCCUCUGACGAAGGGAAUCCCCAAACCAAAGAUCUGAGAGGGUGGGGUCCCCAGUGGUCCCAGGUUUUCCAGGACUGAAGGAUUUCCCAGAAUAUAGGACUUUCAAACCAGCAGUGUCCCAGGAAAACUGGGCCACGUUGUUCACCCACGUGGUGGACAGGUGUGCAUGAUAGAGCGAGCACAGUGUGAAACCCAGGACAAAGCACUUCUCCACGAGAGUUCCAAGAUGCUGUCAUGAAGAGGCGAGCAGGUGGUGCCAGAUGCAAAAGCCCUCCCUCAGCCCUCGUGCCCACACGACGCCCCGAGCCUGCAUCCGCAGUCGGCCUCGAGCCGCAGUGGGCCCCUGCACGUCUUCUUGGUGGUCCCAUGACUCCCCUUGUCCUCGUGCUCUUCUCCCGCAGAGAGUCACACUCAGUGCAUCCUGUUGGUCAGGCUUUGUCACUUCUACACCUUUGCCUGGGUGUAGGCCAAAUGUUCAGUGAUGGCCCCCUCAGCGCACGCGUGCGCGCGUGCGCACACACACACACACACACAGUGUUAUGAGGCUCAACAGCUGCAUUCUGCCUCCUUCAGGACAGCAGUGCAGCUGUGUGUAAGAGCUGCUGGAAAGACAGGCAUCUGGUCCACCCCAUGUCCACUGCAUCACAGACACUCAGCCCCUUGACAGGGAUCCCACUUGACAUCUGCCAUACGUGUAUCCAGAGUGGAAAUCAAGCUGCUACUCUUCAAAAUUUGUAAAAAGUCUGGAAAUGUCUAUAAAAUGACAGAAGACCCAGUUAAGAGGCAAGUAUUGCCUCAUUUGGAGGACAAUAGCAUGAAUAUUAUAAACAGAAUCAGAAAACUGAGGCAUGUCUCACAGGACUUUAGUAGAAUGUUGCUUGCUAACACGUGUAGUGGAAGAUCCAGGUUCCUAGAGUAUAAGAGGAGAAGUCCUUAGAUGCUAUGGAGGAAGGGUGAUACUUUGCCUGAAUCUGAUACUUAGAACGUGUGCCCAAAUAGUUACCAGCUCCUUGAACUGUGCGCUACACAGUCAUUUGCAGUUGGAAAGCAGCAUCUGAAGCCAGAUUUAUUGGUGGUAAAUUAUUUUCUGGAGCUGAAGUGUGGGAUGCAUGUUCUAUGCAAUUAAGUUUGAAAAUAUGUUCUACCUGAAAAGUGCAGAAGAGCUGAAAGACAGGCAGGUUGCAGGUGUCUCUUUGUGAUUUGGGGUCAGUUCUUGGCCAUGGUUGGCCACAUCAGGUCUCAGUAUCAAACUGCAAGAAGAUAGUGACUGUUUCAGCCCAAAAGUAGACUCUGUUGAACUUGACAUCAGGUGAAUCUCUGCUGUCUGGAUGCCUCCAGACUCAGGUUUUUUCCCCAUUGUUUUAGGAAGAGGAGAAAAUAAGCCCCACAUGGAAAAGCUUCUCUGCUCAGAGAGCCUUAGUGGUUAAAAAAUGGAGGUUCUCUUUCAACCGUGUUAUUUACACUUGAUUACAACACAGGAGGAGAACUCGGAAUAUGCCUUUUGGUACACCUGCCAAGUGGAGUGGCAGAAUCCUAGGACCCUCACUGAUGUCAGAUUAUACCAACAGAAGCUGAGCUUUUCAUAGGGGCACCCGGCUUGCCCAUCCCCUCAAGGCCAGUGCGUGUGGGUAGGCUAAGGAUGCACCGUGGACUACAUCACAGGCUUCCUUCCAACACCCCCCACCCCCACCAACUUGGUCUCUUCACCUCCUCAGAGCAAGUGGGUUAUUUUUCUUAUUUGAAAGAGUGUCUUCGAAUGGUCUUGCCCUCAGCUGCCUGCCUGUCUCUCCUUCACUUCCCUGAUUUUCAUCUCAUCCAUGAGGCCAUCAAGGAGGCUAGCGUUUGUCUGAAACAGAGCGUACACCCAAGUGUGCCCUGACAGACUUUUGAGCAAGUCCCAGCCCUUCAGCUGGCUCUGAGCGUAGCGUCCAGGGAACUGGGCAGUCGGACUUAGAGCUGACCAGACAAGUGUCUGGCACUCAGGGAGCAUGAGCUGGUGAAAGGCCUGUGACACACGUCCGCCCGCUCAGUCUACCUGCAGCUCCAAUCUCAUCCUGUUUACUUGUCCCCCGUGGUGUCCAGAAGAUCUGGGCGGAUUAUGAAUGGAAGAGGAAGACCCCCCUCCUUUAGAAUGAAGGCCCAAAACACUAGGGACAAAGGGACAGAAGGCAAGUGGUCCCUCCUUGCAGAGAAAGGGGUUGACCCUUUCUUUGCAGGAGUGACAGCUUGAUGAAUGCCCUGGCGUUUGAUGUGUUGUGAGAAAAGACUGUAUCCCAGUGGAGAUAACUAAGUAUUUUAAGGCUUUGGCCACCAUGGCCCCCUCACCCAGCCAGGGCCUGGGUUGUGUUGAUUCUUCACCUUGGAGAAAGUGUGAGGGUGGGAGAAGGAGGGUUAUGGCCUCUGUGUUUCGCCUGCAACACUUUAGACUUGCCAACUUUCUGUGGUCUCUGCAAGCUCCCUUCUGGGCUUCCUCUGGUUGUGAAAAUGGACAGCAAGGCCCAGUAGAGGGCAGUUCCUCCCAUUUCCAUAAGCAGAAAUAAGAUGUGCUCUUUCCCAGGGUCUCACUGUCACUUCUGGCAAAUGGAAUGAAGGUCCUCUGAAUCAACUGAUGCACGAAACCUUUGCAUGUUCUUCUGAAACAAUACUGCUUCCCGUUCUGUCCACUUACACUCUGCAGAGUUGGCCUUUUCCUUAAACACAUUCCAGACCAAACACUGUUCAGUUUGUUUUUUUUAAAAAAUGUAUAUACCAGUUUGUAACCCACCACUUUUUGCAAGGGACAGGGGGCUGGUCCUAGGUUGGGGCUGCAAGCUGGCCAGAGAGUGUUCCAGUUGGUUUUCAGAAUUGAAAAAGUUGAGAUAGGAAGGGUGAAUUGGGCAGAUUUCUAAAAGGGGAGCUUAAUUCACAGAGAUGCCAAGAAAACCAGCCUGCCAAUGAGAUUGCUUGACACUUCUACAUUGGCCAGAAGGCAGGGAGAAGAAAGAGGAAGGCAGGAGGCCCAAGCCCCCUUCAGCCCUGACCUUCAGUGUGGUCCCAGUGCAUCGAUCCCGUGUACAAUCUGCAGCCCAGCACAAGGCACAGGAGCCCAGCCCCACUGUGAAGUCGGCCCUGCAUGCUGGCCGCAACCUGGCCCACCUCCUGCUCUGGGCCAGAUGGAACCGGCGGGAGCAUCAGUCUCUCCCACCUUCCCUGCCACUUGUAGCAGGAGCAGCCGUGCUUGUGGCUCCGGGGCCUCUGCUUCUGCAAAUCCAAAGGCUGUUCAUUUGGCAGCCAACCCUGCAGCAUGUGGCUGCCAGGUCUGGUUUCGUGGACAAAGUGUGGAAUGGCUUCUUGGUGUCUGUAUCUCUCUCUACACCAAAGGGACUGACUACUGCAUUUCCCCCUUUGUACUAAUGCUGCUUCUGCAUUCGCCAUAUCCAUUUUUAACCUUUUGGUCUCCAGGGAACUUCUCAUAUGAUGAUUGUGUCUUCUGAUGAUUUACCAACUUCUUUUACUUCGAGGUGAUUUUAUUUUCUUAUGGACAGGAAAAAAGAAAACGAAAGGAGUGUUGAGGCUUUCGUCACAGAGAUAAGAUAUCACCAGGAACUCAAAAGCCCCAAACACUGGAUAAAUUACUUCUCAAAGAAAAACCUUAAUCUGGACAGACUGAGGUUCCUGGGCCCUCGUGGUAACCUUGCACUUGAAGGAGGAGGUGCUGGGGCAGCGCUGGCAGCCAGGCUCUUGACAUAUUAUAAAAACAAAAACAUUGUGAUAAUGACAAAAAUGCUACAACCUUGCAGCAGCAUCUUUGUUUUGCAAGACAGGCAGCAUGUUUCAGAGAACAUUUAUCUUAGCCCCAUGUUCAGGUUGAAAGAUAUUAAUACAAAAGGUACAUUCUGUCCAGAAUAAAAUUUGGAACAAUUUCUAAAUUGGCUCUGGUCACUGCAAUAAUGCCAUAGUCCUUCUUGCAGCUCUCCCAACAGUGAGCAUGUUUUCCAAAAGCUUAUAACAUUGAACCCAGGAAUGUCCCUGUGUCUAUUAUUACUAGGCUUGUAAUUGGUUCAAUUUUUCCAUAAAAACAUGCUUGUCCAAAAGAAGGGAAACUGUGCAUUUAUUCCAUGCAUGUAAUAAACUCUGCAAGAAGUUUACUCCACAUAGGUUUGUGGCACUGCAAAAUUGUUAACGGGCCUGUGUAGCAAAUGAUUCUCUGCCUUGACAAUCAUGUACACAUAUCAAGAUUUCUAUCAUAAUGAUGAUGAGAUUGAUGACUUCUUGUUUUCCUCCAAUAAAGACAAUUAAUCACCUUCA